AUGAACUCACAAAAAUUCGAAGUGAUCCAAAUCCUAGAUGAGUAUGAAGAUCAACGAAAACAAAUUAUUGGAGGUAGAUAUGCUCAGCUAGAAGAUGUCUUUAAGAGAUUUGAAGAUCUUAAGCAGCACAUUAUGGAAAAUAUUAUGAAGAUUGAUUUAGAUAACCAAGAGCGAGCACGAAACACACAGUGCUUAGCAGAUAUUGCGAAUGAGUUUUACAAAAGAAUGCAAAAAAUGAUCAAAAAAUUUUAA
Blepharisma stoltei is the source of this 252-nucleotide messenger RNA. NCBI's taxonomy places the organism in Eukaryota, Ciliophora, Heterotrichea, Heterotrichida, Blepharismidae. The record is from the annotation of a GenBank genome assembly.